Molecule: messenger RNA, 1206 nt
Organism: Penicillium longicatenatum
Lineage: Eukaryota; Fungi; Ascomycota; Eurotiomycetes; Eurotiales; Aspergillaceae
Exons: 1
Coding region: 1-1206 (401 amino acids)
Source: RefSeq, a predicted model, not a curated record
AUGCUCAGAAGAAUUCCCGGCCCUGCGGCACGAUCUGCCAGACAGCAACUCCAACCCCCAUCUCGCUUCAUCAAACAUCGCUUUCAAUCCACCGCAUCCAAUGCAGCAUCGACUGGUGGUAAUCCUGCUUUGGUUGGCGGCCUUGCUGGUGGAGCUGUCGCCUUUGUUACGGGAUACACCUGGUACUACUUCUCCGGAGCCAAGACUCUCGUGGAUACCAGCAAGCAAACACAAGCAUACAUUGAGCAGGCCAAGCAAAAAGUUGCUCAGAAGACCCCUGAGCCAAAUGAGGCAUUCCGUUGGCUGCGGGAUACAGUAAAAAGCUAUGCUGUCUUCAUUCCUGGUGCGCGUAGCUACGUCGACACCGCAUUUGACGACCUUGACAAGAUCAGAAAGGAUCACGGACAGGAAUUUGAUGAGGUGGUCAAAAAUGCAUAUGACGAGUUGAAUUCCCUCCUCACAAAAGAGGGAUUGAACACAGACUCGGCGGCCAAGGCUUUGGGCGUGCUACAGAAACAUGCAAAGCAGUUAUUCGAUCUUGCUGGCGACGCCGCGGAGAAUGUUCUCGACAAUCAUCCUGAAAUCAAAGAGAAGGUCGGCGGUGGGUUUGAAGAUCUCAAGAAGAUGGGUGACGCUUAUGGGCCAAAAGCGAAGGAAGAAGUGAAUCGAACCUGGCAACAAAUUUCCAGCAUUGUCCAGCGCGGCGCAAGUGUCGAUUCCGCCGAAGAGAUCAAGAAUCUGAUUCAGGAGAAGAAGACAAAGCUUGAGAAACUAGGAGAUGAGGCAUGGCAGAAAGGUCUCGAGGAGUCCCAGCAAUACCUCGAAAAAAGCCCCAAACUCAAAAAGUUGGUUGAAGAGAAUGCAGAUACCUUGAAAAAGGGCAGUUCCAAAGAUCUAUGGGGACUUGUCAAAGAGAGCGCUUCUUCUGGGAAGGUAGAGGAUGUGGAGAAGUACAUUAAGGAGCAGGUUACUCGAGCGAAACGCAGCUCGGACAACUCGGUGGAUCUGGAUAAGUGGCUAAAGAAAAUUCCUGGAGGUUCAGACAUCAUUCCUCAGUUGCACUCACUACAAACUAUAGCGCAAAAGAGGGGGAGUGAUGCGGAGAACGUUCUCAAAGAGACUUUCCAGGAAAUUCAGAAUGUGUUGAAGAAGCGAAAGGAACAGGUGGAGAAGAUCGCUGAGGAAGCCAAAGAAGAAAACAAUUAG